Phodopus roborovskii (desert hamster) is the source of this 937-nucleotide messenger RNA. RefSeq names its product C-type lectin domain family 12 member B (gene Clec12b). NCBI's taxonomy places the organism in Eukaryota, Metazoa, Chordata, Mammalia, Rodentia, Cricetidae. Gene Ontology annotation, cellular component: external side of plasma membrane. The transcript is spliced from 6 exons. The coding region runs from base 107 to 934 and encodes 275 amino acids. Gene Ontology annotation, biological process: negative regulation of signaling receptor activity; natural killer cell inhibitory signaling pathway. Gene Ontology annotation, molecular function: protein phosphatase binding; signaling receptor regulator activity. The record is from RefSeq and is a predicted model, not a curated record.
UUGUCAGUUAUUUGUCUCUGUAAAAGUACCUAGCCUUGAAAGGGAACUGCCUGUCCUGGGCCUGAAGAUAUUGCAACAUUAAUUUACAGAAGCACUUUCUCCUACGAUGUCUGAUGAAGUGACCUAUGCAACGCUUAUGCUUCAGGAUUCUGCAACAGUGAGAAGUAAUCAGGACGGAAACAACCUAAGAAAAAAAGAACACCCAGUUCAAUCCUCUAUUUGGCGAGGUGCUGCCUUGAGCCUGAUGACCCUCUGCCUGUUGCUGGUGACAGGACUGGUGACCUUGGGGAUUAUAUUUUUGCAGAUGUCUAAAGAUAUUAACUCUGAUUCAGAGAAGUUGAACCAACUCCCGAAAAUCAUCCACCCACAGCAGGACAAUCUGUCUGAGCCACUGAACAUCUCCAGGAAGGGUUCCUCAGAGGACUAUCUCCAGUUCCAGAUCUCUGCCCUCCUGGAGAGACAGGGGCAGAUGGCUAUCAAGCUCUGCAAGGAAUUUCUCAUCCACACCUCUGACCAUAAGUGCAAUCCUUGUCCCAAGAGCUGGCAAUGGCAUGGAAACAGUUGCUAUUAUUUCACACUCCAUGAAGAGAAAUCCUGGAGUGACAGCAGAAAAGACUGCACAGACAAGAAUGCCACUCUGGUGAAGAUUGACAGCCUCAAAGAAAGGGAUUUCCUUCAGUCACAGCCAUCGCUCACGCUCUCUUUCUUUUGGCUGGGAUUGUCCUGGAACUCAACUGGCAGGCACUGGCUAUGGGAAGAUGGUUCGUCUCCCUCUCCAGCCUUAUUUAGCUAUCAGGAGCAUGCCAGGUUCAAUGGAUCCAGAGGGUGUGCUUAUUUUGAAAGAGGGAAUGUUUACAUUUCUCGCUGUAGUGCUGAAAUUUCUUGGAUUUGUGAGAAGACAGCUUCCCUGGUGAAGAUUGAAGAUUUGGAUUGAUCU